UGACGCUGAGUGAACGCAUCCAUUAAAUUAUUCUAUCAAGAGUAGACAUUUCUGAACGAAAAGUCUUUGACCUUUGAACGAUUGACAUUUCAUUGACAUUUGUGUUUCAUUUUCGUAGUGAUUGGUCGUGUUACUUUUCAGUGGAAAAAAAUAUUAUUUAGUGAAUAAUAAAUAAGACGUAAUUAGUUUAAUAAAUAAUAUGGUGGCUCCAUCAGUUAUUUACGCUGCGGUCCCUAUUUCUGUGCUGGUUGCGAUAGGGUUACUGCGCAAAUGGAGGUCCAGGAAUUGGGCUAAGUGUAGGAGUAAUACUUGCUUGCGGGGCAAGACUUAUUUGAUCACUGGUGCCAGCAGUGGGAUUGGGCUGGAGACAGCUAAGGCCCUGGUGAAAAGAAAGGCGCGGAUUAUAAUGGCGUGCCGAGACGUCGCGAAGGCAAAGGCUUUGAUUGCCGGUAUACGGAAGGAGCAGCCUUAUGGUGGAGAGCUUAUUCCCAUGCAGCUAGACCUAGCCUCAUUAGAAUCCAUCGAGAAGUUUGUAGAAGUUAUAAAGGCUGGCUUCUACAAAAUAGACGUACUUAUCAACAAUGCCGGUGUGGCUGUGCCUUUGAAACUGGAUUUGAAAACCAAAGAAGGCUUUGAAAUACAUUUUGGUGUUAACCACUUGGGACAUUUCUACUUGACACAGCUUCUAAUCGAACAUCUGAAGAAAGGCUCUCCCAGCAGAAUCGUUAUAGUGUCGUCAACGCUGCAUGAAAAAGGUGAAAUAAACUUUAACGACUUGAACUCAAGAGCUGAAAUCGAAGAGGCGAAGCAGGGCAAGACUCGUGGCCGUCACAUAUCUGCAUACCAGAACACUAAGCUGAUGAAUUGCUACUUCAUGAGAGCACUGGCAGAUCGGCUGAAAGGCACGGGCAUUGACGUUAGUUCUUGCUGCCCUGGGUUCUGCUAUACUAGCUUAUUUAGGUACUCAAUCAAAUGGUAUCAUUACAUUCUAAUGGCGCCUGUAUUUCUGCUAUUCAUGAAGACUGCUAAACAGGGUUCCGAAACAGUGGUGUACUGCGCCAGUGACUACAGCAUUGAAGGUAAAACCGGUAAGAUGUAUCGGGAGUGCGCGGAGUAUGAUUCCAAGUACCCCUUCGACAAGGAGGUCGAGACGAAGCUGUGGGAGGUCUCCGAACAGCUGAUUAAGGCUAGAAAACCUAUCCCUAUUGCUUAAACUACUAGCUAAUACCAGGAGUUAUUGUGGACUUGUCACAGAGUCGACUCGUCACAGGAAAUGUAUGAAGCCACGAUAGCUGAACGGUGAAGGGAUCGGACUGGCCGACUCGUGAUCCGGGGAACGCGGGUUCGGUCCCCGCCGCCGCGCGACUAUUGUGGUGAGCUCACUCGUGACACAAGCAUAUUUAGCUUAGUCCGAGCGGGAGUAUUAGUGAUUUGUGAAAUAACAAAUUACUAAUAAUCUUUAAAAAAAAAUGAAUUCGUCACUUUUUAGAUAAUUAAUUUAAGAGCAAAUUGAUACGUACGGAUGACAGCACAUGUAGGUAAACUCUGUGCAUCUUUUGCACUUGUAAUAGAGGCGAUUUUGGAAUGUAUAGUCUGGUGUGCUGGUCACUGUACUUAUCCGCGUCUAUGACGAUUAUUUUUCUUUCAAUGUAUGAAACUUACAAGUGCGACGAAUCGACUUUGUGGCAAAAUGACAAUAAUAAUUUACAAGAAUGCGCGGGCGCAAUUGAGCCGUUAAAGCCAAAACACGAUGCGUUGCGGCAACGAUGCGACGCCGGAACGGUGUAGCUGCGUUGUCUUACAUAGAAAUAUCUGCGGCGCCGCAACCGCUACGCAUCGUGUGCUUUGGCUCUAAAAUAA
Molecule: messenger RNA, 1860 nt
Organism: Ostrinia nubilalis (European corn borer)
Lineage: Eukaryota; Metazoa; Arthropoda; Insecta; Lepidoptera; Crambidae
Product: retinol dehydrogenase 14-like
Exons: 5
Coding region: 200-1213 (337 amino acids)
Source: RefSeq, a predicted model, not a curated record